UGUAUUAGUGAUUAAUCUAUUAUGAUUUAUUAAUUAAUAUUAUCUAUAGCCCUGCCAGGGACUCUGGUUAUAUCUGAUAUCUGUGCCAAAUCAUUUUGUGUUAUCUAUUUUAAUAUUUGUAAAUUUUAAUUUGUGAUAAGCCGAUUUCACAGAAUAUUUUUUUGCACAGUUAUUUUUUCAAUCACUGAUCUGUCUUAUUAAGAACAUAGUUGUAGCACAGAAUAGAUUAAAUAGAUUGAUCUAUUCUGUGGUUGUAAAUUAAUUUCACUAUGGCUGCUCCUAUGGAACGUAUUCAAGCCCUUGAAUUAAUCGAAAAAGAUAUUAUAACAUGUCUACAAAGUGCUGGUCAAGCAUUAUUGGAGUUGAGCAAAGAAAAGUCCAGUUUGAAACAAGUGGAAAAUCAGUCACAUCUGUUCUUAAAGAGUUUGGGUAACGUUGAGUCAAAACUCACUGAACAAAUAAACUACCUGACUCAAGUAUCUACUGGUCAACCCUAUGAAAAUAGUGGAUAUGCAUCUCAAAAAGUUCUCCAAAUGGCUUGGCACCGUCUAGAACAUACAAGAAGUAGGGUAAAAGAUUUGGAACGCUCCAAAAAUAAAUAUCUUCAAGAUCAAGAACAAUUGAAAGGAAAUGUCUCAAAUCUAUUGUAAUUUGUACUUUUAACAAUAAUUUUAAAUAAGAUUAAUGAAUCAUAAAAUUAAAAAUUAUGUGUUCUUAUACAGUUUCUAACAUAAUAACAAUCUACAGACACAUUGGUUAGUUCUUAAGAGUAAAGAAUGGCAAAUUCAUUUUAUUUUUAUUUUCAAGUCUGGUUAUAAAGUGUCAGUAAAUAAUAAUUAAAUGUAAUUUUAUGUCACAAGUAUUAGUAAGUUUGUCGAAUAAUAAUAUAAAUAAAAUUAUUUACAAUUUUGAAUUAAGUACUGUAAAUGUAAUAAUAUAAAUUAGGAAUGAACUUCAUGACAUCAUCAAAAAUUUGCUAUUGAAUUAAAACUAUAUUCUAUAAAUUUGAGCA
This is a messenger RNA of Sipha flava (yellow sugarcane aphid), 1012 nucleotides long. It is a transcript of the gene MED11, whose product is annotated as mediator of RNA polymerase II transcription subunit 11. Gene Ontology annotation, molecular function: transcription coregulator activity. Gene Ontology annotation, biological process: regulation of transcription by RNA polymerase II. Gene Ontology annotation, cellular component: mediator complex. The record is from RefSeq and is a predicted model, not a curated record. Lineage: Eukaryota; Metazoa; Arthropoda; Insecta; Hemiptera; Aphididae. The transcript is spliced from 2 exons. The coding region runs from base 270 to 650 and encodes 126 amino acids.